This is a messenger RNA of Polypterus senegalus (gray bichir), 2078 nucleotides long. It is a transcript of the gene tnnt2c, whose product is annotated as troponin T2c, cardiac. Lineage: Eukaryota; Metazoa; Chordata; Cladistia; Polypteriformes; Polypteridae. The coding region runs from base 88 to 1086 and encodes 332 amino acids. The record is from RefSeq and is a predicted model, not a curated record. Gene Ontology annotation, biological process: sarcomere organization; cardiac muscle contraction; regulation of muscle contraction. Gene Ontology annotation, cellular component: troponin complex. The transcript has a single exon. Gene Ontology annotation, molecular function: tropomyosin binding; troponin I binding; troponin C binding.
AGAAGGAGAUUGGCAUGUGGGUUAAAAAAAGCUGCAAACCUUUUAUUUAAAAAUGCCCACAACUUAAGGGCUCCUUGCAGAAGUCACAUGCUCUCUGGUGCCUUUAAAUUUCUGUACACAGAGGAAAAAUCCACACAAGCUCUUGCUCCUGAAUUGCAGCCAGCCGAGUCGUCUCUUCUCCUUGCAGCACAAAGCAAACUUUUAAUUAUGUCUGACACAGAGGAUGUAGUGGAAGACUACCAGGGACAAGAGGAAGAAGAGGAGUAUGAGGAAGAAGUGAUUGAGGAAGAGGAGGAGGAGGAGGAAGAGGAAGAGGUAGAACAGGAGGAGGAGGAGGAAGAAGAAGUAAUAGCCAAGGAAGAACCUGCAACAGUUGAUCUGGAAGAACAUAAUGAGAAAGAAGAUGUUAAGCCAAAGCCAAAGCUCAUCCUACCAAAUAUUUCACCUCCCAAACUUCCAGAUGGUGAGAAAGUGGACUUUGAUGAUUUCCACCGAAAGCGAAUGGAGAAGGACCUGAAUGAACUUCAGUCUUUGAUUGGCCUUCACUUUGAUAAUCGACAAAAAGAGGAAGAUGACCUUGUGGCUCUAAAAUUAAGAAUAGAGCGCCGCCGGGCUGACAGGUCCGAACAACAGCGCAUCCGUGCUGAAAAAGAAAAGGAGCGGCAACUGAGGCUAGCCGAAGAAAAAAUGCGGAAAGAGGAAGAGGAGGCCAGGCGCCGGGCAGAGGAAGAAGCCAAAAAGAAAAAAGCUUUCUCUAACAUAUCCUUUGGGGGCUACCUGCAAAAAGUGGACAAGAAAACUGGGAAGAAGCAAACUGAACGGGAAAAGAAGACCAAAAUCCUGAACGAGAGACGCAAGCCUUUAAAUAUUGACCACUUGAACCAAGAAAAACUAGCCGAAAAGGCUAAGGAACUGUGGCAGUGGAUGUACCAGCUACACACAGAGAAGUUUGAAAUCAUGGAGAAGCUUAAAAAGCAGAAAUACGAAAUUAACGUUUUGAGGAAUCGAGUAAGUGACCACCAGAAAAUGAAACCCAUCAAAGGCAGCCGUGGAGGGAAAGGAAAAGUGGGUGGCCAAUGGAAAUAAAAGACAUUCCAUCACAAGGAGAGGGGCUGCGACUCGGAUAAGUGGCUGGUACUGUGUGACACUGCUGCAUGUGAAAUCAGUUGUACUAAUAAAUGGCUUUACGCUUAACAUUGUCUGCAAUCCUGCAGUCUUUUUUUUUUUUUAAUUUAGCAGUUAUUGUCAAUUUACUUUUUUUUUAUUUAGCCAAUAUUUUGCUAUGUCAGUUUUUGGAAAUUAAUUACAAUGUUUAAAUCCGGUGUUGCUUUGCUGUUUUGUACUCUGUUUCAUAUUUGCUUUAAACUGAGGAGAGAUACUUUUGAUUUUAAGGAAAAAGUAACAAUGCGUAAACCUAAUAAAUUAAUAAAAAUUACAGCAUAGCAAUGGUAAAAUAGCCAAAGGCUGUGUUCCUUUUCUUUAUCAAUACCAACAUGCCACGUCAAUUCAUUUAGGUUCUUUUAUUCAAUUUAUAUAAUGCUUACUUUGUGGUUUUUUUCUCUUUCUUAAUUUAUAACAGUGCUAAUCAUAAGCAUCGAUGUUUUCAUUUACGCAUAUGAAGAUAAUCAGAGUGCUCUGUUUUUGUUCUUUUGUGUGUGUUAUUUUUAGACUUUGAUUAUCCUACAGUCCAAAGACAUUUGCCGCAGCCCGUGAGUGGAAUGCUGGGUCUAAAUCCACCUUGCCAUCUUAUCCAACAUGCAUUUGGUGGUGCUAGAAUAACCUGAGGUGCUCUGAAACAAAGUGGAAAAAGGCAUGCUGUAUUUACUGUUCAUGUCAAAAAUCAAUGCAGAUGUUUUCAGAAAUGUAGGAUGUAACACAAAUUUCUCAUAUUUUGAACCAAAAGCAGUGCUAUUAUGUGUUUAUCAUGGUGCACUGCUGGAGAGUGGUGGUCUGUUGAAUGGUGGCCAGACGUACAGCUAAGAAUGUCGGUUUACUCUGUAUAUGUGACAAAGAUAUUACUACUACUAUAACUCUGUCUCAGUCAUAUAUAUAUAUGGGAAUAAAAAGGAACACAUGGA